Daphnia magna is the source of this 2657-nucleotide messenger RNA. RefSeq names its product MAM and LDL-receptor class A domain-containing protein 1. NCBI's taxonomy places the organism in Eukaryota, Metazoa, Arthropoda, Branchiopoda, Diplostraca, Daphniidae. Bases 172 to 2610 code for a protein of 812 amino acids. The record is from RefSeq and is a predicted model, not a curated record. The transcript is spliced from 18 exons. Gene Ontology annotation, cellular component: membrane.
GAAAGGAGGAGGAGGAGUUGUAGCUACGGUUCCGAAAUUUGUGAAAGAAAAAGGCGGGGCAAUAUUCAAAAGCGGAAUUAUGACUUUGCCAUUCAGUUAUAACUACCUGCAAUCACGGGCCAGGCUUUCACUGUUUUCCUGUCGCUUCAGUCAUCACAAGUAAUCGGGGAAAUGUCAAAGACAUGCCUGCUGCUCAUCUUUCUUCUCGCUAUCGUUGGCCACUGUCAUGGAGACAAAAUACUUCGAGCGGACCGUGCAGCAGACGUAUUCAAUUCUUCAACCGUCGUAGUCGAUCGAGUUGCCAGACAGACGUCAUCUUCUAUGACACCAAGCCAAUGUUCUUUCGGUCGCGGUCACGAACUGACCGGAUGCGAUUGGAACCUAACCGACGUCGAGUCCGUAGGAUCCAUUGACUCACACGUUCCAGCUUGGCAACUGUCAUCCGGUCGAACAUCUUAUUUCCGGGGAGGUCCAUCCACUGACGCUUCGGGAGAUCAAGACGGUGGAUACUUGUUGAUGGACACAUUGAGAGGAGUUGCCGAAACCAUCAAGUUGUCCAGCAUGAUGAUCAACGCUACUUUGCCGGAAGGGCGGUGUGUCGUGUUCCAGUACGCGAUGGAUGGCCCGAGCGCAGACAGGCUUCGCCUAGUAUUACGUCAGAGCCAACUGGUUCACCAGAUGGCGAACGAUACGGUUCUACUGAUGCCGCGGCGGGAAGUUCUCUGGGAGGGGCGGAGUGAUUCUAGCGAUAAAUGGCUGACGGCAUCUGUCCUGUAUAGUCACGGCCAGCCCCAUCAGUUGGCGUUUGAAGCGGUUGUCGACAACUCGGUGCAGAGUCAGCGGCGUCUGCGCGGACAUUUCGUGCUGGACAAUGUGGAUCUCGGUACCUGGAAGGAAGACGAAAACGAAAAAGCUCUGAAUGAGAAUCCCGAUACGUUAAUGGUGGAUCCUUGCCUGGGCCAUUGUAACUUUGACGGCGGAUUUUGCGGGUGGAGCAAUGACCAGGAUGAUGAUUUCGACUGGAAUCUCGGAAGGGGAAGCUUGAAUGCGGUGACGGGACCCAUUGCCGGACAUCUUUCUCGCGGUUACGCCUAUAUCGACUCCGGCUAUCCUCGGAGACCAGGUGAUCGCGCUAGAUUGCUAUCACCUUUCAUGGAACCCACUGAUCCCGACCAACCGCUUUGUUUGCGCUUUUGGACGCACAUGUUUGGCAAUGGGAUAGGCAUGCUGAAAGUGGUUCAGUUAUUCGGUCCACCUGGUUCAGAUAUUUCAAGUAAGGAACUGUGGUCUUUGACCGGCGAGUCAAGCAACAACUGGCAUCAGGGACAAAUCACCGUUUCCUCCAACAUGAUUUUUCGAAUUGCAUUCGAAGCGACGACGGGUCGAAAUCACUUGGGUGAUAUCGCCAUCGAUGAUGUCUCCUUCGAUCCUGGACCAUGUCCCAGUGCGCCGCAGGCGGCGGCUGCUUCCACGCAGCAAAAUGAUUGCAACUUUGAAACAGAUGAAUGCGGAUGGACCAACGCUGUGACGCGUGAAAAUAUGGACGACAUCGACUGGAUUCGUCAUCCAGCGGAAAACAGCCGGUUGCAAUUCGUUAAGGACCACACUACGUACACAAGCAAAGGUUACGUGAUGAGUCCAGGGCGCAGUCCUGUUCAACGACCAGGUGAUCGAGCUUUGCUUUUCUCUCGGCCGUUUAACGUCACGUCCGGAAAAAUGGAUAUGCGUUGCAUGACAUUUUGGUACUUAAUGAACGAGCCAAUCAUUGAUCCAACCGGGCCUAGUUUGGGUUCUUUGCGUAUUUACACUCGAAGAGAAGAGGCAUUUUCCGGGCUUCCUCUGUUGGGCCAAAUGGUUGCCGUUUGGCGGCUUCACAACCACCAGGCAGGUGUAUGGAAAAUGGGACGAGCAUUAAUCCAACAAACCGGAAAUUACCGAGUGGUCAUCGAGGGACUGUGGGGUUCGAGUCGUGGCGCAGGAUCCAUUUCUAUCGAUGACAUUAGUUUCUACGAGGGAAGUUGCUCUACUCAUCCGAAUCAAGCAAUGCCCAUGGCCACUGAAUGCAAUUUCGAUCGUGACAUGUGCAGUUGGCGCAGCAUCGCUAACACAACCGGCGUUCGUCAAGACACUGAUUGGCGAUUGGCCACUGCUGCCCGCCGACCGGCCAAUUUACCUGACCACACUUUCGGCGCUCCAAGUGGGUAUGUCUAUUUUGACGUGUUCAGCCAGCAGAAUAGGCAAGAGGUGAUCCGUCUAGUCGGGCCUAAUAUGACUUCCGGAGGCAUUGGUCGACCACGCCUCUGUUUGACAUUUUGGUUCGCAGCCUUCGGCGCCGGAGAUACGACUCAAUUGAGAGUCCUCAUGAUGGACAGUGUCGGCGGCUCUGAAAAAGAAAUAUGGAUGUUGCGCGUCGUCCAGCUGGAAAGUACUCGUCCCGAUUGGAAUUUUGGCCAGGUGGAGCUGGAGAGCGACGGCACAAACGUUUCUGGUCAGGAAGUGAAACUGGUGUAUGAAGGCCGGGCUUCCAACGGCGGAUUUGCUGUCGAUGAUAUCACCAUCUAUCAAGGAGGCUGUAAAACUCGACCGAAAUUCGCAACACCAAUCUCCUAAUUGGAAAAUAUUGCAACAGCGCAACCUAAAACCCAACUGUUAUUAUU